Nematostella vectensis (starlet sea anemone) is the source of this 846-nucleotide messenger RNA. Its product is annotated as collagen triple helix repeat-containing protein 1. The transcript is spliced from 5 exons. NCBI's taxonomy places the organism in Eukaryota, Metazoa, Cnidaria, Anthozoa, Actiniaria, Edwardsiidae. Bases 70 to 762 code for a protein of 230 amino acids. The record is from RefSeq and is a predicted model, not a curated record.
GAGACGAGCAGGAAACAAGAAAAAUCUAAGGCUUCGUUGUACUUACCAAGAGAAUUCAAACAAAAAGUCAUGAUGAAACUUUCUCUGGUUUUCGUUGGGGUGGUGCAGCUCAGCCUGAUCUUGGCGCACACUUCUUCUCGUUGCAAGAAUUGCUGCACCCACGGUCAUGAUGGCAAGAACGGUGUUCCAGGAAUUCCAGCAAUUCCCGGAAAACCAGGAACUCCGGGGAACUCUGGAGAUGUUGGACGGGAUGGCAGGCCGGGAGCACCUGGACCCAAGGGCCCUCCAGGACCUAAAGGAAGUAGGGGACCCAUGGGUGUACAGGGCGGGACCACACACGUCAAUUGGAAGCAAUGUGCGUGGAAAAAAGAAGAUGCACGGGACCAUGGAUUGUUGAAGGAUUGUGUUUUUCGCAAGAGACACCAGAAUACGUCACUCCGUGUACAGUUUGUGGGAACACUUCGAAUCUAUAACUGCAAUGGUUGUUGCAAGCGCUGGUUCUUUACCUUCAAUGGCGCUGAGUGUAACGGUCCCCUCACCAUCGAAGGAGUGAUCUACAUGGAUAAAGGCACAGGAGCUAAUAUCCAAAACCUCCACCGGGUGAGAGUGAUAGAGGGCUACUGCACCAACAUACACAAUGGCACCAUUCGCGUCGGCUUCAACGUCGGUAAUUGUGCUGGUUAUGGUAAUGCUGACGCACACACCGGGUGGAAUGCGGUCUCGCGCAUCAUCGUGGAGGAAGUCCCCCCUCAGCAGAGCUGAGAGUAAAGUAUCACAAACGAUAAAGAAAUAUAAUAGGUGUUGUGAUGUAAGAACCACCAGCAAUAAACAUAAUAGAUAAGGCAA